GUGAAUCAGUCUCGUCUGAGUACUCGCCCACCCGAAAGGAAAGAGCUUCAGCGAACCCACCAUGGGGGACACAAAGCUCUGCCUCGUACUUCUCCUCAGCGCCGUCGCAUUGGCCCAUGCUGAUGACGAUGUAUCAUGCCAGAUGGCCAAGAGGUACAAGCCUUUCCACAAGUAUGAAUUCCUGUAUGAAGCCGAGUCCCUCAACUUCCUCAAUGGAGCCGUCAACGGCCCCAAGGGAAGCUGCAAGGUUGAGAUUGACGUUCCCGGCCCCUGCCAAUACAUCGUCCGCACCACUGAGUGCACGCUCAGCGAGGUUGCUGACUUCGAUGCAGCUGGCGAGCCCGUCUUUGUCCCUGCAGCCACUACUGAUGCCUUCAAGGCUGCCAUGGAGAAGAACCCUCUGAAGGUCACUGUUGAAGGGGACAACAUCAUCAAGCUGUUCCCUGAAGACGAUGAGCCUAUCAACAUCCUCAACAUCAAGAGGGGAAUGAUCUCUGGCUUUGCUGUGCCUGUUAUGGAGGAAGAGAGGAACAAGAGGAUGCCCACCAUCUAUGGAUUGUGCAAGACUGACUACACCGUGAACGCCAGAGAGGACAUUGCCACAGAUGUCACCCUCACACGUGACCUGUCCAGGUGUGACCAGUUCAGGCCAGUCAGCGACUACACCAGCCCCCUGGCCCUGAUCACUGGCAUGCACUACCCUCUUGCCCAGCUGAUCAAGAGCACUCAGACCUGCAACUACAAGUUUGACAAUGCAGAGCACCACCCAGUGUUCGGUGAAUGCCUUGAGAACCACAUCCUGGUGCCUUUCUCCCACAAGGGGAAACAUGGAGUUACCAAUGUCAGCAAGCAGAAGGCCACCCUCUUGGCAGUCUCUGAGUACAACGAGAGAGUCUUUGACCCCGUUCUGGCCAAUGAGCAGACCCUGACCCCACACGCCAGUGUGGACAAGAGCCCUAUUCAGGACAAAGACGCCGCUCUCGCUCUCCUGAGGGAACUGGCUGGCCUGUCCAAAACCGAUGACGGACAAAAGAGAGCCCACCUGGCCCACAGGAUCGUGAGCAUGGUCCGCAAGAUGUCUGCAGAGACCCUGGCAGCUGGCGUGCCUGAGGCCUUAGAAAUCUCUCGCUCCCUGACCUACCAGGCUCUGUUCCAGUGCGGCACUCCCGAGUGCAGUGGUGCCAUCAUGCAGAUCCUCAGGACCUUCGACAGCUCUUCUAUGGAGAUUGACGCCACCGUCUACGCCAUGGGUCUGAUGCCCAACCCCUCUCGCCAGCUCGUCCAUGACAUGCUGGAAAUGGCCAAGUUCAAGCAGAGCAAACCCAUCUUCUACGGAGCUAGCAAUGCUGUCAAGAAACUGUACCAGGCUGAGGGAAAGGUCACUCCUGAGAUUGAGGCUGUUGCCAACUUUGCCUUGGAGCAGAUUGGAGACUGCACUGGUGACCAGGAGCACAUUUUCAUGUCCCUGAAGGUUAUUGGUAACAUGGCCGCUGCUAUGGGAGCUGCUAGCCCUGCCCUGAAAUCUGCUGUCAUCCAGUGUGUGAACCAGCCUGCUGCCACCCCAGAGGUUCAGCUUGCUGCCAUCCAGGCCUACAGACAGACCACUCUGCCUGAGGAGGGCAGACAGGUGCUCAUGCAGGUCCUUUUGGACGGUGCUGCCCCACUGCAGAAGCGUGUUGCCGCCUACCUGGUGCUGAUGAAGGACCCUCAGCCCUCUGAACUCUCUCAGCUGGCUGCUGCCCUGCCCAUUGAGGAGAACCAACAGGCCAAGAGCUUUGUCAUCUCUCAUGUCACCAACAUCCUGAGCUCCACUGCACCCGAGACCCAGGAGCUGAGGCAGAAAAUCCUUGAUGCUCUUCAGGGCAAUGAGGUUGGAACUGUCAUGGACCCAACCAAAUUCUCCCGCAACUACAAGGUCGGAUCCCUAGAGGGAAACAUGAUCUUCGAUGGAGCUAGCUACUUGCCCAAGGAAGUUGUGCUGGAUAUGGCCCUGAAUGCCUUUGGCUAUGAUGUGGACAUGAUUGAGAUUGGCAUGGAAGGCAAGGGACUUGAGCCAACUGUUGAGGCCCUGUUUGGUGCCAAUGGAUUCUUCCCUGACACUGUGAUGAAGACCAUUUACUAUGCUGCUGAUAGGAUGCCAGGCCAUUUCAGCCAGACUCUGAAGAACAUCCUUCCCUCCCUAAGGAACGAUAGAAAGAAGAGACAGUCUUCCCAGAAUCUCCUGAGAGAGCUUAGCCGCAAUGUCAACAAACUGUUCAGGGACCUGAAGGCUCAGGAUGCCCCUGAGGCCAUGGUCUACAUGAGACUGCUGGGAAUGGAACUUGGCUACCUCAAGACCAAGGACAUGGAAGAGAUGGCUUACUCCGCUGCACUGAUGAUUGACAACCUCCUGAAAAUGUUCCCCACUGACUUCAUCAAGGGACUGCUGACCAGUGCUGACAAUGAGCUGUUUGCCCACUACAUCUUCAUGGACAAUGAGUUCUACCUGCCAACCGGCCCUGGUGUUCCUCUGAGGGUUGCCCUGUCUGGUACCUUCACACCUGGAAUCAAGGGAGGAGUGCACCUUUCCUCUGACAUGAGUGAGGUGGCCUUCAUGCCAUCCGCUGGCAUUGAGUUUGUGACUGAGGUUGGAGCCCACUUCCCUGACUUUGUUCAGUCUGGUCUGGAGAUGCACACCAACAUCUACCACGAAAGUGGCCUGAAAGCCAAGGUCUCUGUGUCCAACAGCAACAUCAAGCUGACCAUCCCUGCUCCUCAGGGCCCUACCAAGCUCGUCAGCCUCACCAACUCCCUGGUGUCUGUGCAUGGUGCUGAGAUCAAGAGCAUCCCAACCACAGGAGAGAGAGUUGAUGUGACAGAGUGCACACCAGUCUUCGCUGGCAUGAAGUACUGCACAGCUCUGCAGUACUCUGAUGCUAUGCACACCGAUGAGUCUCCCUACUUCCCCUUCACUGGAGACAGCAAGCUUGCCAUUGAGCUGCAUCCUACCGGUGAAAUCUCAGAAUACAUUGCCAACAUUGACCAUUCCUAUGAGGACAAGACUGACAAAGUGACUUUGACUCUGAAGGCUGAAGGAGCAGCAGCUGAGGCCACAGCAACUGUGAAGUUCAACAGGCAGCAGUACACCGUUGAAGCUGAUCUGCAGAUCCCGGAUUAUGACCUGGAGGUUGGACUCAGGCUUGGCUCUGUCGACCCUAACACCAAGGGCAAGGCAACACACUCUGUCCAGAUUGACCUCGUCAACAAGAACAUUCCUCAAGCCUCUCUGGUUGCCCUGGCCAAAAUUGAGGGAAUGAAGGACGCCACUCUGGACCUUCAGCUCCUUGUGCCUGUACUGAAGGCUGAUGCCAAAGUCUCUGCACACCUCCACCGUGCCGAGGGCCUGACCCUGGAACUGGAAACUGAUGUUAAGCUGCCAGAGACUUCCUCUGCCCAGAAGAUUGUUCUGAAAUACGAUGCUGACAAACUGGAAGCUGAGAUUAAGUCUGAUGUGAGCUCUGAGAUCCAGAACAUCAUCCCCCACAUUGAUGAAGUCAAGGCCUCUGUGAAUGGUCUUCUUGAUGCCCAGAUUGGUCAGUCUGGCAUGACCUUCCGUGAUGCCCUGGCUAAAUCUGUUGAGACUACCAAUGCCUACCUGGAGAAGCUGGAGGCUGAGCUUCCUUAUGUGCAGAAUGUGAGGCUUCCCUCUCUUCCUGAGCUUUCUCUGCCCGAGAGACUGUACCUGAAUGCUGAGGCUGAUGCCAAAUACCACUUUGGCAAGCACUACUACACCAUUGCCAUUCCUCUGCCUCUUGGAGGAAAAUCCUCUGGAGACCUGAACUUCCCUGCUGCUCUCACCACUCCUCACCUGACUGUGCCCCAGCUUGGUCUGGAGGUUGGCUCUGUUGCCAUUCCUCUCCCCGAGGUCUUCAUUCCAGAGCAUGUGUCUGUGUCUGUACCUGUCCUCGGAAAGGCUGAAGUGUCCGCCAAGGUGCACAGCAACUUGUACAACCUAGAGGCCGAUGUUUCUGCUGGUAGAGAUCCAGUUGACCACCCCAGCUAUUCUGCUAAUGUGGAGCUCACUGGCAGCUGCCCUGUAGAUAUCUUCUGCUUCAAGGCUGAAGCAUCUGCACUGCUUGCUGGUACACCUGGUGAUUCCCUCAAGGCUGAAGUGAAGACACAUGUUAACCACAAGCUCAUUGAUGCCAGCGUUAGCAUUGUGGAGGUAGCAACUAUUGCUGACAAGUUCAACCUGAAGUCCAACAGCAAGAUUGAGGCAACCAGCCCUCUUGGUGUCCAGGUGUCUCUGGAGUAUCACGGUGAUGCUGGUCUGAACACAGAAGAGAUCUCUGGAAAUGGAAACCUGGAGGCAUCCCUCAGGGCUGGCCCUGUUUAUGGUGCUGCCACCAUCUCCCAGACGAUUGAAUUCUUCCCACUCAAGCCAGAGGCUAAGAUUGAUUCUUCACUGAAGAUCGAUUCCACCCUUGUCAAGGCCCAGAACACAUUUGUUGCUGCCUUUGCUAAUGGUGAGCUAUCUGCCACAUCUAACACCGUUGCAUUUGAUGACACCUUGCUGCACCAUGCUGAAGUCACCUUCAAGGAUUCCACACUGGCUGUGAAGUCUGAUACCAAGGCAGAUGCCCUUGGCCUUAAGAUUCAGAAUGUGGCUGAAGCCUCUGCUGGUGCUGGAGCUGUCAAUAUCAAGAUGGAAACAAGUGCUGACCAUGCAGAAAACCGCAUCCAUUCCCUUGUGACUGCAGUCCUGGACGUCAAUGGACUGGCUGUGAACAGUGAUGCUGAUGUUAAGCUUGCUGAAAACACUGCCACUCACAAAUCAUCUUUGACACUGAACAAGGAUGGCCUGACAACCAAUGGAGCCACCUCCCUGCAGAGCCCUCUGAAGCUGGAGAACACCUUCAGCGGUACCAUUGAUGCAUCCAAGGUUGACCUCAACAUUGACAUCAAGGGUGAAUUUGCUGACUUGCACUUGGAGAAUCACGCUGAGCUUAAGGCAGAGGCCUAUAAGGCUGAUCUGACCGGAAGCCUGAAGGCAGCCUAUGGUGAACAGGAGCUCAAGCACACUUAUGAAAUCAAGUAUGCUGACAUGACUGCCAAUGCCAAGUGCAGCACAACUGGUAUGCUUCUGGGCUCUCACCUGAGCCAAAACACUGAGGUAUUGGUUCCUGGACUUGCUAUUAAAAUUAGCAAUGAUGCCCGCUUUAACUCUCAGGUUCUCCGUUUUGAUACCACCAGCCGUGCCACAGCUGUCCCCUUCAGCUUCAACCUUGAUGCCAUUGCCAAUGCUGAUGCUGACCUGACCAUGUAUGGAAAGCACACUGCUCAAGUUUACACCAAGUUCCUCAUGAAGGCAGAGCCACUGGCAUUCGCACACUCUCAUGAAUGCAGAAUCUCUACCUCCCAAAACCUUGACAAUGGUGUUGCUAUUGAGACUGGGCUUGACAACAAGAUUGAAACCCUCCUGACUCCCUCUGACCAGAAGGCUCAUGUGACACUGAAGACCAAAUUCAACAACCAUGCUAUCAAUGAGGAGGUCAGUGUUUACAACAACCCUGAGAGGCUUGGCCUGGAAGUGUCAGGAGCCAUCCUGACCAGUCUGCUCAACACAGCUGACAGUGAGAACCAAGAGUUUGCUGUUUCUGGAUUCCUGAAGUAUGACAAGAGCACUUCUAGCCAUGUCAUCCACCUGCCUUUUGUUGAGAGUGUACCCGCUCUACUUGAAGAUCUGAAAAUUACCAUUGUGAGCACUGCAGAGGCCCUGCAGACUAUCAUCACCAGGGAGGACCUUGUUAACAAGUUGGAGAGUAUCCCCCAGCACAUCAGUGACUUUGUGAAGGAACUGAAUGUGGAGGGAAGAGCAAUCCAGCUCAAAGAGGACCUGCUAUCCCUUUCCAGAGAGUAUGUCAUCACCCUUGAAGACCUGGAGGCUACUUUGAUGAACCUGAGGGCUGCACUUGAGAAGCUUCUGACUGAUCUGGCUGCCCGUGUCAACGAUACCGUGAGACUGACCAAAGAGCUGAUUGCCAGUGGAACACUGUCUGAAACAGUUGUCAAGAGGCUGACUGAGGAGCUCAAUGCACUGAAUGAGGAAUAUGACUUCAAUGCCAUGCUUGUUGCAGUCAUUGAGCUUGUUGAAGAUCUGAUUAAGCAGAUUGAUCUGAUGAAACUGAAGGACAGCAGCAUUGCUCUCUUGCAUGACCUGGAUGCCCAGUAUGCCAUCAAAGCCAAACUUGAGGAAAGAGUGGGUGAGCUGAAACAAAUGAUUUCCAGCUUCAGCUUGGCUCAGUUUGUUGAGAAUCUGAAAAGCCUGAUUCUCUCCAUUGACAUUGAAGGUCUGACCAAUCAGUUUGUGGCUCAAAUUCCAACAGAACAAAUUAACAAGAUUGUAGACACAGUGAAAUCCCUGGUGACAGAAUUGGACAUCAUUGGUAAGCUGAAUGUAGUCUAUGCUAACGUGAAAACUGUACUUGUUAAAUAUGAACUUGACAAGACAGUUGAAGCGAUCCUGGAGAAGGUUGUUGAGCUCAUCAAGAAAUUUAAAAUUGAUGAGACUGUACAGGUUGUUACUGACACUUUGAAGACCAUCCACAUCCCUGUCACACUGGAAGAUGCUACUAACUACUUGAAGGCUACAGAGAUUAAGCAGGCUAUUGAGCACUUGAAUGAAUACCUUGAUGUUUUUGUGCAAAGUGUUAAGUCAUUUGACUACAAUGCCUUUGUAGAUCAUGCCAAUGAGAAAAUUACUGCUUACACUGCCGAGUUGAACACACUCAUUGCCUCUCUUGAGAUUCCACAGAAGGUUAAGGCAGUCAGAGAAUUUGUCAAUUAUGUUCUGUCAUCAUUGAGUGGCCUGUCUACUAUUUCACUGCCAGAAAUCAGCCUCCCAGAGAUCUCUCUCCCUGCCUUCCCGAAGAUCAAUCCUGAGGAUCUGAUUGACAUUCCUUUGACCAUCCCUGAGAUUAAGCUCCCUCACAUUCCCACUGAGCUGAUGGUGCCAGCAUUUGGAAAGCUCUAUGGUGAAAUCAAAGUGAACACUCCUAUUUACAGCCUCCGGUCUGCUGCUGAAUUCCAAAAUGCUCCAGAGAGCGAGACAACUCCCCAGUACACAGCCUCUCUGACUGCCCAAGGAUCUUCUUCUGUGUUUGAGGGACUGGAUUGCAACCUGGACUCCAGUGCUAGCGUGAAGUUCCCAGAGAUGAACCAGAUCAUUGUCGCUGAAACCCUGAAGUUCACUUCUUCCAUCCUUGCUGUUGACCAUGAGGCAACAGUGAGCCUCCCUCCCCAGGGCACUGCUAAGACCACUGUGAAGAUAACCACAUCUCCCAUCACAGCUGAGUUGGUCAACAAUGCAGUUAUUGAUGGUUUGUCUUUGGCUCUCGACACAACCUACCACCACCAGAUCAACAUUGCCCUGAUCUCAUACACCAGCGAAAGCCAUCUGUCUCAAAAGGCAGCUGCUCGUCUGGAAGGUCAUACCAUCACUCUGACCAUUGGGCAUGAGGGAACUACCAAGUUUGCCCUGCCUGACUACUCUGAUGAGGGAACACUCAAGAGUGACCUGCACUAUACCAUGGACUUCAGCACUGCCAAGUUGACAUACACUGGUGACAUCAAUAGUGCCAUUCUCAAGAUGAAGCAGGUGUUGAAUGCUGAUGCUGUUGUCCUCAGCUACCUUAACUUUGAUGCCCGUGUUGAAGCCGAGUCUCCAAUCAUCAAGAACAGCCUGCUCACCGCCUCUGGAAAGGCUGACCUGGGUGACUUGAAGGUUGAAAUCAAGGCCAAUCAUGACACAGAACUGGCUGGUGCUCUCAGUGGAACCCUGUCCAACUCCAUCCAUGCUAUGGUUAAGCCCAUUGAGGUUGUGCUCGACUUCCAUAACCAGGGCAAUGCCAAGGCCAACCUGGCUGACACACUAUCAGCUAAACUUGAUCUCCAGAAUGACUACUCUGUCACCCUGAAUUAUGAUCAUCAGCACAUUAACACCCUGGCCCUUGUCAAGCUUAACCAGUACAAGAUUGGUUACAACAUAACUGUUGAAAACAACCAGGCAGAAACUGGAGUCUACGCUGCUGUUGAUGCUGAAGCCAACCUUGACUUCUUGACUGUGCCCAUUAGCAUUCCUGAGCUUGCUGUGCCAAUCAUUGAUUUCAAGACCCCAGCCAUCAAUGACAUCAAUCUGUAUGAGCACACUGGUCUGAAGCACCUGCUGCCUUCCACUGAGCAGACAGUUGAUGUGGAUGCCAAGAUUGUGUACAAGAAGAGCAGGUUUGCUCCCCUUCUGGAUCUGGGCCUGAUUCACAUUCCUGCCAUUGGCAGCCUGGUCUCUGAAGCCUCUUUCAAGUCCUCCAUCAUCAACCUGAAUGUCAAUGCUGAGGUGUCUGCUGAGGAUGACGUUGUGAUCCGCAUCGGUGCCAUCUCUGCAUCCGUCUUUGAGGGUCUGAAGGCCAAGAUUGACGGUACCAGCAGCCUUACUACCAAGAGAGGUGUGAAACUGGCCACAACCCUUUCCCUGGAGAAUGCUCAUGUUCAGGCUACACAUGACAGCACUCUGAACCUGAAAACUGAAGAGCUGGAAGCUUCCCUUUCUGCUACAACUGAUGCAAAGGUGAAUCUGGCCAUUCUCACUGCUGAGGCCAACCAUCACCUGACAGCUGACACAAAGGAACAUCCCCAAGCAGCCUCUACUCUCAAGAUCAAGUACACCUUGGACAUCCCAGUCAUCAAGGCUGUUGGUUCUGGAGAUGCUGAGAACAGCCUGAAACUUGAGGCUGGUCUCUACUUCCUGUCCGUGGAAUCAUCCACAAAGGGGCACAUUGAUGGAACCAUCCUGGACACUGGUCUUGUAAAGGGAGCCCUGGACAACACCGCUAAUGGCUACCUGAACGAGAAUGGUCUUCGCUCAACUUUGAAGAGCAAUGGCAAUGCACACAUCAGCCAUGGAGACCUGAAGGUUGAGCUUGUUCUUGAUGAAGACAUUGCUCUUGAAGCAGGUCUGAGCCGCGUGUAUUCCACUGUGAAAAUUGACUCCAACAACGAAAUCAAUAUGGCUGCCCUGAACACCAAGGGAAAGCACUCUGCCAAGGCCACCAUUGACCUUUCUCCCCUGAGCUCUCUGGCUGCUGACGUGGAAGUUGAUCUUGCUCAGCCAAGCACCCUGGGUGAACUCAGCAUCUAUGACAAGACGGUUCUUGAACUGACUGCUGGAAAACAGAAGGCUGCCAUCAAUGUCAAGAUUGUCACCCCAGUGUACACCACCACUGCUGCUGCUGAAGUAGAGGCUGAAAUCCCUAAUGCCAAGGGAGCAUUCAAAAUCUCUGCAACAUCCCCUGUCGAGUUCCUGGUCUACGACCUGGAUAGCUCCAUUGCAUCUGCUGUGGAGAGCGCUGCUCUGAGUCUGACUGGCAAGGCUGUCCUCACACAUGCUGACCUGACUGUUGAUAUUCAGAAUAUUCUUACUGCAGCCAUGUCUGAUGAUGGUGCUUUCCGCCACUCUGUCAAUGUGGACAUCAGCAGCCCCACCUUCACUGAUGUGAACUUCCGCUAUGCAGCACGCAAGGAUGGUGCCAGUGCUUCCAUCUCUACUCCAUCCACUGGCUUCCUCGGACUUCAGCUCCAGGGCAGGGUCCCAUCCCAGCUGUAUGCUAGACUGUACAGUCGCUAUGCUUCUGCCCCCGAGAGUGAUGUGGAGAUUCUGACCAUCAGAGCUGCUGCCAAGGAUGGAGACAGGCUGAACCUGCAGGCUGCCUACAACCUGGAUGCCCCCAAGGACAUCAUUGCUGGUCUGGAGGAAAGAGUUCCUGCCAUCACCUCAACCCUGAUCAGCUUCUUGGACAAGUAUGGCAUCGUCAGCGCUCUUGAGAGCGUGAAAAACACACUCGUUAGUGUAGUCACUGAGGCCUACAACACUGCCAAGAGCCACGCCCCCGAGAUGAGCCAGCUGUCUGUCCUCUUCAGGGAUGUCGUUGUUCAGUACCAGAAGACCGUUCAGAUCCUGCUUGAUGCUGCCAUCAAGUUCCUGAGGGAGACCCAGAUCGAGCUGCCAGGAAUGGAGAAAGCUACUCUCCCCGAAAUUGUGCACAAGAUCACAACCAACGUUGGCACAGUGCUUGAGCAGCUUCUGCAGGUGAUCACUGAUAACCUGUACGCCUACCUCACACCAGUUGUUGACACCAUCAGCGCAAUCCAGGUGACCAUGCCCUCUGGUGAGGUUUUGACUGGAAGCCAGGUUCUGGACCAGGUGAAGGCCAUCUUGGCAAAGGUUGUGGAGAUUGUGAAAAAUCUGGAGAACCUUGACCAUAUCCUGGAGAAGGUGGGACAGACCCUCCAAGACGUUGUUGAGAGGGCUCAGGGCUUUGUCGACAGCUUGCACUCUGACAUCCUGGACACCGUUUCUGUGUACAUCAACACCCUCUACCACAACUAUCUCGCUGUGCUGAAGACCGUGACAGAGCAUGUAGACUCCCUGUUGAAUGUGCAGGAGGUUAACGACACCAUCAAGCACGCUCUGGAGUUCGUCAGGUCUGUGGUGGAUCAGAUCCUCACCCGUGUCACUGCCAUCCUGCCCCAUGGUGUGGAAAAUGUUUACUUGAGAGUAAGCGAUGGAAAGCUGGAGGUUGAGCUUCCAUUCGCCCUCCACCAGUAAGACGGAGUGCAAGUAGAAACCAAAGCUGCAAUCAUUCUUUGUAGGAGAAAAUAUGGACUCUUUAACAUUCUAAAGGGGUGAUAACCUCCAUGUAUUUAUGUCAGCUAAGCAACAUCUUUGAUAUGUGACCACUGUUAUUUUAUUUUGACAAUUCUUGCAAUGUGGUGAACACAUGUAUGAAUAAAGAUCAUCAUUGAUGAAGUAUUGCA
Alosa sapidissima (American shad) is the source of this 10848-nucleotide messenger RNA. Its product is annotated as apolipoprotein B-100-like. The record is from RefSeq and is a predicted model, not a curated record. The transcript is spliced from 28 exons. NCBI's taxonomy places the organism in Eukaryota, Metazoa, Chordata, Actinopteri, Clupeiformes, Clupeidae. Gene Ontology annotation, biological process: cholesterol transport; triglyceride mobilization; cholesterol homeostasis. Gene Ontology annotation, molecular function: cholesterol transfer activity; low-density lipoprotein particle receptor binding. Gene Ontology annotation, cellular component: mature chylomicron; low-density lipoprotein particle; very-low-density lipoprotein particle. The coding region runs from base 62 to 10639 and encodes 3525 amino acids.